AUGAUUUCAAGAACUACUGAUGUCCUCUUUAUGAGUGAAAUGAAUGAAUGGAAAACUAAACACUCAAAUCUCUCUAUCCUUCCUCGACUUGGUUUACCCUUCGCCAAUUUUCACAGCAGAGAAGAUCCUGUUGACGAAUUCAUGGAUGUUGAUUCUCUUGUAGCCGGAAUUGCAGAUAAACUUACAGAAGAUAUAUUCCAGGACUUCAAAAUUGAAAAAUCACGUGAAGCCAAAAGAAUUGCUCAUACAGCUUGCCAGCCUCGCAAUUCUGCAAAUAUUUACAAUGCGACACAACUUAUUGACAGAAAGCUUGUCCAAAGACGCUUCAUCAGUCCAACAAAAUCUUCAAUCGCAAACGACGCAAUCUCUAAGAAAAUUCUACAGGCAAAUGCUUAUAAGCUUCGCCCAGCCCUUUCUAAGAGAACUGUCUAA
Molecule: messenger RNA, 432 nt
Organism: Trichomonas vaginalis G3
Lineage: Eukaryota; Parabasalia; Trichomonadida; Trichomonadidae
Exons: 1
Coding region: 1-432 (143 amino acids)
Source: RefSeq, a predicted model, not a curated record